This is a messenger RNA of Pelagomonas calceolata, 1957 nucleotides long. The record is from the annotation of a GenBank genome assembly. NCBI's taxonomy places the organism in Eukaryota, Pelagophyceae, Pelagomonadales, Pelagomonadaceae.
GCGCCGCGGACUCGCUUUUGUCGCACUAGUGGCCCCUGCUGCCCUAAGGAGCGUCCAGGAAUACGAUUAUAAGACACGGCUGCUGCGUGAGCCCUGACACCCGCCCCGCGUGCGAAGAGGCUCGGUAGCCAUAAGCUAAGGAAGCUCGCCGCCGCCGCGACGCGCCGCGAGCCGCGCGCCAGGCGCCUGCGCAUUGCUCAGCACCAGACGCCGGAGACGCUAGACGACGAUGUACGGCGGAGGCUACGGCCGGCCCCCGCCCCAGCAGUACGGCUACGGCCAGCCCCAGUACGGAGCCCCACCACCCCAGUACAACUACCCACCGCAACAAUACGGGGCGCCGCCGCCCCCGCAAUACGGCCAGGGCGCCUACGGCUACGGAGUACAACCACCGAUCGCCCCCAAAGUACCAACAGGUAAGAUUGAGGAUGUGAAGUCGUUAUGGUUGGGCGAGGUGCAGCCGGACUGGACCGAGGAGUACGUGCGUUCCAUCUACGCCGAGUGCGGGAAAAGAUUUAACGUGAAACUUUUGAGGGACCGCGCGACGGGCCAAUCGCAAGGUUAUGGAUUUUUGGAGUUCGAGAGCCACAAAGACGCCGAGGAGGUCCUCAACCUCUACCGAGAUAAACCAAUACCAGGAACACCUUUUAAAUGCGCCUUGAAGUGGGGCGGCGGCCACGGCAACGCGCCGGCCAAGAACUCGGAGUGGCGGGCCCAUACGCCUGCUGGGUACUCUGGUCCUCCAGUACAAACUGAUUUCAGCAUUUUUGUCGGCGAUCUGGACUACAACGUGACCGAGGAGACGCUGCACAACACCUUCGCGAAGAAGUACCAGUCGAUUAUCUCCACUAAAUUAGUCGUAGACAUGUCUACUGGAUUAUCGAAAGGCUUCGCGUUCAUCAAAUUCUCCUCGUCAAAUGACCGGGACAAGGCCAUGAACGAGAUGCACGGCCAAUAUGUGGGCGAGCGGGCCAUUCGCGUCACUCUAGCUACUACAAGGGAAGAGCGAGAAAGGGAAGCGAAGAUGCGCGGCGAGCAGCAGUUCUACGAUCCCUCUCGCGUCCAUGCUCCUCGCGCGACCGAAGAAGGCGAGAACACGUGUGUCUUCGUCGGUGGUUUAGAUGAAAGCGUUUCUCCAGACAUGCUGCGGCACCACUUCGGGUUACUUGGUGAUAUUGCCUACAUUAGGAUCCCUCCGGGGCGAGGGUGCGGCUUUGUGGGGUUCGUGCAUCGCAAGAACGCGGAAGCUGCAAUCUCUACCUUACAGGGUUUGAGAAUUAACGGCUAUAAAGUAAGAUUGUCGUGGGGUUCCAUGAGGCAAGGGCCGAAGAACGCCAGAGUCGCGCAACAAGCUGCCGCUGCUCGCGCCGCGGCGCUGGCGGGCAAACCUUUAACAUCGCAAGCGAGGGAGCUCCUCGGCCAGACGGCCGGAGGCAUCUUGCCGAUGGUGACGCAGAUAAAAAAGGAGCGGAAAACGCCCUUCGGGACCCUCACGAACGACUACGUCGAGAAGCUACCUGAACCUAGACAACCGUGGCCGCCGCCUCCGUCAUCUGCAGCUCAAGCUGUGGUGCCGCCUCCUUUACCUCCCAAGAAGGCUACCGUAUCAGUACCUGUCUCGCCGUAUGUCGCUCAAUUGAAAGCACGAUAUGACGCCUACAACGCCGCCGGCGGGAAGCCUACCGUUGCCAAGGAGACUGAUACCGUGGAACGGGCGCCGGGCGCGGCCUUCUCACUCGCUUCGCGACGCUCUGAGAGACCAGCGAAAGCGCCUCGUUUACAAGGCGAUGUACUAGAUGAGGAGAACCGUCUCUAUGCGACGAACGUGCUCAAGCCCUCUCUCCUAUCUCUGAGUGCCGCCUUUUUAGCGGUACCACGACCUAAACCAGCCGUCGACGCGUCGGAUCCGGUGAAGGCGACGCCCAUGGAGACGUUCCUAGCUAAAGAAGCGAAGUAA